GUGUAUUUUGAGGAAGUCCUUUAAUGAUGUUGCUGCGAAAAUAGAGUAAAGGGAAAAGUUCUUCAACCUUCGUUAUGUGGAGGACAGCUCCCUGUCUGCCCGGUAACAGGAUGUUACUUAAAAUAGUACUGGGCUUCCUGUGUGGUGUCACAGCUUUGGCUUCACAAAACGACACGGCUCAGCAGGGUCCUCUGCCGCUGCUGCUGGUGUCGUUCGACGGUUUCCGAGCCGACUACCUGAAGAGGUUCCCCAUGCCGAACCUGAAGCUCCUGCACAGCCAGGGGGUCCUGGUGGAGCAGCUCACCAACGUCUUCAUCACCAAGACUUUUCCCAACCACUACAGCCUGGUGACAGGGCUGUAUACUGAGUCUCACGGCAUGCUGGCCAAUAACAUGUACGACCCCAUCAGCCACAAGCACUUCCACAUCGGCAAUAACACCGACCCAAUGUGGUGGAGUGAGGCACAGCCCCUCUGGGUCACGGCUCUACGCUAUGGCUACAAGACGGCGGCCAUGAUGUGGCCAGGCUCCGACGUGAUCAUCGGCAACCGCACAGCGACGCACUUCUUUCACUACAACCCCAGUGUGACGUUUCAACAACGCGUUGGGAACGUGACAAACUGGAUGUUGGGAAAUGAAACGGAGCAGGGAGUGAAGUUUGCAGCUCUGUACUGGGAGGAACCGGACCGGUCAGGCCACAUGUAUGGCCCAGACAACGCCACUGCCAUGGGCAAAGCUUUAAAAGAGGUUGACGACAACAUCGGCCUGCUGAUGUCGGAGCUGAAGCGGACCGGCCUCUGGGGUCGCGUCAACAUCCUGGUAACCAGUGACCACGGCAUGGCUCAGUGCUCGGCCGAGCGCCUCAUACGGCUGGACGACUGCCUCCACCCCGACAACUACACACUGGUGGACCUCACACCUGUCGCCGCCCUCAUCCCGCUUAAAGAUCCUGAGGCCGUCUUCGCCCUGCUGAAAAAGUGCCACCCUCACAUGACAGCGUAUCUGAAGAGAGCCAUCCCCGAUAGGCUGCACUACCGGAACAACGAGCGCAUCCAGCCAAUCAUACUGAUUGCUGACGAAGGCUGGACCAUAGUGCGACGAGGGAACAAGCUGCCAAGAUUGGGUGAUCACGGCUACGAUAACGCCCUACCCAGCAUGCACCCCUUCCUGGCAGCAGUGGGGCCCAGCUUCCGUCGAGGUUACCGAAUCAGCAGUUUACAGAGCGUGGACAUUUACCCUCUCAUGUGCCACUUGCUGUCAGUGCCCCCACAGCCCAACAACGGCACCCUGAACCAUUCUCGGUGCCUGCUGGCUGCCGAGACCUGCUGGGACGUUCCCCUGGUGAUCGGCCUGGUCGUGGGCGUCUUACUGGUUCUCACUACAAUCACUGUUCUUUUCAGAUUCCUGAGCCAUCGCCGCCACCUGUCGGGCCCCCGGCCUUUCCAAAGACUGCAGAUUGAGGACGACGACGACGACGACCCCCUGUUGCAGUAAACCGAAACAUUCGGUGUGAAUUUGGGAAUUCAUCCAAAGACCGGAACAUUCCUGAAUGGUGUUUUUAUGACGCAGGAGCGGCUUGAACAUGGUCGAUGACGACAGCCAUCACUUCUACAGCGAGGUCAGGAGAUGUUAGCCAGACAGCCACUACUCUCACCAAGCACACAAACUGCAGGGCAGCUGGUGUUGUUCCUCUGUUUUCUUCCUUCAGUUUGAAAUAUGAGCUCAUGUGUUGAAGCGUAUAUUCAGCAAGUAGCUUCACGCAGCGAGAAUGACCAUUUUAUCAGGACACCAGUAUCAAACCAUGCAGAGAGCUCUGGUUUAAUGUGGCCAGGUUUUGGUAGCUCUGUCUGGAGUGAGUGGAAUUGAAUCUGUGCUGCUCACAGCCUGGUGAGGAACACAGAUAGACAUUUUGUGAAAUGCACUUGUUCACUGUCUUGCCAAAAAGUUGGAAAAGAAAAUGAAUACGAGCCUCGCGUCUCGCAGGCUCAGUGUGGAGCAGCCAGGAGACGGUUAGCCAUGCAGGAAGCUGAAGGAAACAGCUAGCCCGGGCUCUUCGAUUUCCGUAUGGAUUUCACUAAUGAGAUAUAAAAUGUUAAUUUGAGAAUUUUAGAGAUGCUGGUAGGCAGUUAUUUUUAAACUUUGGUCAGAGCCAGACUAACUGUUGCCCCCUGUUUCCAGUCUUUAGUCUGAGCUCAUAUUUUUGGGGAUUUUGCCAGUAGAGUUACUGUCCUGACUUUUGGAGAUGGUCUUUCUUUGCAGUUCAGUUAAAAACAAUGUUUAAUGUUUUGCAGGAA
Molecule: messenger RNA, 2293 nt
Organism: Toxotes jaculatrix (banded archerfish)
Lineage: Eukaryota; Metazoa; Chordata; Actinopteri; Toxotidae
Gene: enpp4
Product: ectonucleotide pyrophosphatase/phosphodiesterase 4
Exons: 9
Coding region: 75-1493 (472 amino acids)
Source: RefSeq, a predicted model, not a curated record